UCCCGCGCCAAGGCCUACGACCGCCGCCGGCUGCCCACCACCUCGGUGGUCAUCGCCUUCUACAACGAGGCCUGGUCCACGCUGCUGCGCACGGUGCACAGCGUGCUGGAGAGCAGCCCGGCCGUGCUGCUGAAGGAGGUCAUCCUGGUGGACGACCUCAGCGACCAGCCCUACCUGAAGGCCGAGCUGGAGCGCUACGCCCUCAACAUCCUGCUGUGCGACCGCAUCUCGCUGCACCGGCACAUCCAGGACGGGCGCCUGCCCGAGUGCCGCGCCAAGGCCUACGACCGCCGCCGGCUGCCCACCACCUCGGUGGUCAUCGCCUUCUACAACGAGGCCUGGUCCACGCUGCUGCGCACGGUGCACAGCGUGCUGGAGAGCAGCCCGGCCGUGCUGCUGAAGGAGGUCAUCCUGGUGGACGACCUCAGCGACCAGCCCUACCUGAAGGCCGAGCUGGAGCGCUACGUCAGCGGCCUGCCGCGGGUGCGCCUCAUCCGCACGCAGCGGCGCGAGGGCCUGGUGCGCGCCCGCCUGGUGGGCGCCACCUUCGCCACGGGCGAGGUGCUGACCUUCCUGGACUGCCACUGCGAGUGCGUGCCCGGCUGGCUGGAGCCGCUGCUGGAGCGCAUCGCGCGGCACGAGCGCGCCGUGGUCUGCCCCGUCAUCGACACCAUCGACUGGAACACCUUCGAGUUCUACAUGCAGCCCGGCGAGCCCAUGAUCGGCGGCUUCGACUGGCGCCUCACCUUCCAGUGGCACUCGGUGCCCGAGUACGAGCGCCAGCGGCGGAAGUCCAAGGUGGACCCCAUCCGCUCCCCCACGAUGGCCGGGGGCCUCUUCGCCGUGAGCAAGAAGUACUUCGAGUACCUGGGCACCUACGACACGGGCAUGGACGUCUGGGGCGGCGAGAACCUGGAGCUGUCCUUCAGGGUGUGGCAGUGCGGGGGCAUCCUGGAAAUCCACCCCUGUUCCCACGUGGGGCACGUCUUCCCGAAGCGGGCCCCCUACGCCAGGCCCAACUUCCUGCAGAACACCGCGCGGGCCGCCGAGGUCUGGAUGGACGAGUACAAAGAGCACUUCUACAACAGGAAUCCUCCGGCGCGGAAGGAGAACUACGGCGACCUCUCCGAGAGGAAGCGGCUCCGGAAGCAUCUGGGAUGCCAGAGUUUUGACUGGUACUUGAAGACGGUGUUCCCCAGCUUACACGUCCCGGAGGACCGGCCCGGCUGGCACGGGGCCAUUCACAGCCUGGGCAUCUCUUCAGAGUGUCUGGAUUACAACUCCCCAGAGCACAACCCCACCGGGGCCCACGUGAGCCUCUUCGGAUGCCACGGGCAGGGGGGCAACCAGUUCUUUGAAUACACGUCCAACCUGGAAAUCAGGUUUAACUCCGUAACGGAACUCUGCGCCGAAGUGCCGGAACAAAAGGAUUUUGUGGGCAUGAGAAAUUGCCCCAAAGACGGUUCCGCCAUCCCAGAAAACAUUGUAUGGCAUUUUAAAGAAGACGGGACCAUCUAUCACCCUCACUCGGCCAAAUGCCUUAGCGCCUAUCGCACUCCUGAGGGCCGAGCCGACGUAAAGAUGAGGACAUGUGAUGCUUCGGAUAAAAAUCAACUCUGGAGGUUUGAGAAAUAGAACGGAAUCGCCACCCAAAAUAGAUUCCCAAAAUAUAAUGUUUGGGCCACAUUAGAUAACUUUUUAAAAGGUUUCUGGUAAGAACUGCAAAUGAAUGAAAGCGGGGAAAAAAAUCAGAUUUGUGGAUUUGCCACUUAAAAAGUGCCUUUUCUUCUGAAUGGAGGUAUUAACAAUAUGAAAUGAAACUUCACACACAAGUUUAAGUAUGUUUGUUCUGCACAGAUUACAGCAAACGAACAUCCUGGGGAGGAGCUAAAUUCAAGGGAAAUAAGUACAGCCACAGUAGUCAUUGUGCUUUUAGGAUUUGCUAAAUGAUACACAUUUUGUGAAGCUUAGGAAAUGGUCUUUCUGGAUGUGGAAGAGAAACAUUGCUAUAAGAACGAUGCUAGAGAAAAAUGCAAAACUGAAGUUGGGGCUCAGUUGAUGGGAUUAUCGAUUCCUCACUUUAGGAACAAGAUUAGUUCCUCCCCAUCUCUCGGUGCACCUCAGUUCCUUGGUCUUUAAUGAGAGCAGAGCUGGGAAGAACAUUAUAACAUUACGUGGGAGGAGGGGAAAAAGCCAGGAAAUAUUGAUUGAUUUAAUAUUUUUAAUCAAUCUGAAUUUGAUUUGGGAACGUGGGCAGAAAUAAACAUUGUAACUGAGGUUAAAAGGGUCGAGUAGUGCCCAAGGAAUGCCCCUUUGGCUGAUGUUAAAAAACAAGAAAACGUCUGAGCUAACUUUCUGAAGCUCAGAAUCCGUGUUUAUUUUUUUUAAUGGGAUGAAUUCAUCAUCUCUGCCUGCUUAUGUAACCUCUUUCUAUCAGGGAGGCAGAGAAAAAUGUUUCUGUGGCUGGUUUCUUUAUGCAUCAUGGAAAGUACAUUAGGAUAAACAUCUAGCUUUUCUUGAGGGCUGAAAACAUUACUUUUCUUUGAAAAGGUAGCGUAAGUUUAGCUAAGUCUUAAGGUGGCGUCCUACAUCCUCGUUAGCCACGUGGCAUAUCCGUGUGUAAGUCAUGGUAGAAACUGGCAAUGACUUGUUUUCUGUCUUAAUCUGUGCCAAUUUCCUGAAAGGAGUACCUGGGACUGUGCAAAAUAGGUUGCCAAUCAAACUUGUAAAGUGUAAAAGCCGUUCUAGCAAAUACAGGCGACGCCCAAGUCUUUUGGUUAGAGUUUUAUAAAAUACCCAAAAUUAAAUGGACAGCCUGAUACCAGUGCGGUUGCUAAAAGAGGUUAUGGAGAAAAAUAACUGGGAAGCAUUUCAUAUCCAUUCAACUUCAGAGCCCCCCCAUUAGAAAAGUUAUUCUGAAGAGAGAAUAGUUUUAUAGAUCAACUUCUGAUGGUGCUGACGGUUUGGGACCUUUAUAACUUGCCUAAUGGAAGAAGAGUGAAACCAGCUAGCUUUCCAGAUGUCUGUGUGUGUUUUAACUAAGGUGUAUUUAUUUGUCGGGCACACUCCGAAUUAGAAGACUACUCGUGAACUGUAGUAAUAUUAUUUCCCAAAAGGACCAUCCUGACACUCCCUCCCAGAGAAGGUUGUCUUUGUCCUCCUAGAAGCUCAAAAUAGCUCUUCAGCUAUGCUAGGUUUUAGUUUUAAGCUCGCUCCAACACUGAGUUCUCGGUUCUUGGCUUGAUGCUGCAACUUCAGUGCUGCAACUUGGAAUUGUAAGCUAAGUGGACUGAAGACAGUUUUCCCCCAGGGUUGAAAGUAGCACAACAGAACACUAAUUGCUCCAGGGCGGGUCCUGCAUCGCCUCCCAUGAUUAUCCAUCUUUGUCCUUAGAAAUCAAAGUUGGUGAGCAGGUCUGGGAUUUCAAAGGGCGGGGACACCAUGUCUUCAACAGCCGUGAUGACUAUCAAAAAAUUAGGCAUAAUCUGUUACGUGCCAAGAAUGUAGAUUUCCAAGGUGCAGAACUGAUUUUAUUUGUUGUUAACCCUAAACCUUUCUGUUUUGCACUUUAGAAAUUCAUGUUCCUUGCACCUAACAGGAAAGGAGAACAGAAAUAAACCCGCAAGGGAAAGAAACGUAGAAUGUAGCACUAAUUCUUUUCUGCCAGUUUUCAAGUCUGAACUGCAAGCACAGGGCAAAAUUGUGUAUUAAACGACGCCAGUCUGUUUGCCAAUUAAAAACAGUCGUAUUUUCAGACUAUCCUUCAUUGUGAAGGUGCGUCUCUCAGAUGGGGCUACCCAAUGAAACGGAUAUCUUAGACCCACUUUCACUCACUGCAUGGUAGGGAGUACAGUAAUGAAUUUUGCAGUUCUUAAGCAGUGGGAUCUCUGUGGGAGUAAGUCACUUAAAGUUCCCCUAAGAGGGUUGAAUUUUAUGAACUUCAUUCAGGAGAACUUUGUGGUGUGGCAAAACAUACUAUUCUUUGAAUCUGCUUUAUAAGAGCUCAUAUUAUUGUUCUGGGAUUACCUUUAUUCUGAGAGAUUUCUCUAUGCACUUCUGUCUGGUAUGAUAUGCCAAGAUAAUUCUUUGACACUUUAGCACUGAGAUGGGAACUAAAGCGUAUAGGACUGUGUCUUGAAAACCCGCAAGUGACCUUUGGUUUUGGUUCAGAAUGUGUAUUGUGGCUGAAUUACCUAUGUACCAUGCACUCUGAACCUGGAUUAGCUAUGCAAUUUUUUUUUCACCUGUAUGCCUUAUUCCUUGUUUUAAGAAAUCAAUAUUCUUGAGCAAGCUUGUUUAAAAAAUUUUGCAACCCGAGCAGAAAACCAAGAGGGCCAAUUUGUAAUAUUUUUUUACUAUGCGUAAUUCUAAACCCAUUUAAUAUAGAUGAUGCCCCAGCUUUAUAAGACUUAUUUCAAAGGAAAUAUGCAUAAAAAUGUGUUGUUCUUGUUCAUAAGUUACUGCACUCAGAUGCACAGUUCCCAGCAAUAAGAAUUGUUCUGAAUAGUAAUUCAGUGCUAAAUUUGUUAAAAUUUGUAAAUAUUUUUAUGCUAAGGAUUUGCACUGGCAUCUUUUUAACUAUAACGUUGCUCUUAAGUAAGCAAUAAUUGUUUACCAGUUUCUAUUUUGAUAUCUUGAAAAAUGAAGGGGUACUUCUAUUCUUUUAACAAUGGUAAAAUUAAUUGGGGAAAAUUUUACUGUGAGGCAUUUAAACUACUGAUUUUCCAGAUUUGUCUUUAGGGACAUGAAUAAUUUGACAAAUACAUGCUUGUGAUAAAUCGUUUGAAAUGGCAGAAAUAAAUUUUUUUCCAGUUAGA
Molecule: messenger RNA, 4817 nt
Organism: Python bivittatus (Burmese python)
Lineage: Eukaryota; Metazoa; Chordata; Lepidosauria; Squamata; Pythonidae
Gene: GALNT4
Product: polypeptide N-acetylgalactosaminyltransferase 4
Biological process (GO): protein O-linked glycosylation
Cellular component (GO): Golgi apparatus
Molecular function (GO): polypeptide N-acetylgalactosaminyltransferase activity
Source: RefSeq, a predicted model, not a curated record